CAUCACCAAAUAAAAAACCAAACCCAUGUCUUUUAUUUUCAUUAUUUUUCUCAAAAAAACACAAUAAAACAAAAAGACACAGAUUUCGUUAGAGAGAGAAAAACCUCGAUCCAAAUUGUUCUUCUAAACAAGCUUCCAAAUUCCAACCAUAUUCAACAAUCUCCACAUUGCAACCACUCUCAUGUUACUUUUUUGAUUGAAAGCUAAGUUUUUUUCCCCCUUUUUUUCUGAUGUAACAAAGUGUGCAUGUGAAGACAAGGACAUUACCUAUAGAGUGUUCCUUAAACACACAGCAAAAUUCCAUGUUAUUGAUUGUUGAAAGCAUACACUCCUUUCAAUCAUCAUUGUUUUCCCAUUUGGUGGGGCUUCUGAGAUCUCAUUAUCUCAAAUGUAGGUUCAAUUAGGGCUCUUAAGAUCUUCUAUUCUGUAUAAAUGGCUUUGUUUCGGAAGUUCUUUUAUAAGAAACCCCCUGAUGGCCUUCUUGAAAUCACUGAAAGGGUUUAUGUGUUUGAUUACUGUUUUACGACGGAGGUUAUGGACGAAAGCGAAUACAAAGGGUAUAUAGGAGGAAUAAUUAGGCAAAUUGGCGAGCAUUUCCCCGAUGCUUCGUUUAUGGUGUUCAACAUGAGGGAAGGAGAGCACCAAAGCCAUAUAUCGAACAUUUUGUGCGACUAUGACAUGACUGUGAUGGACUAUCCUAGACAGUAUGAAGGUUGUCCGUUACUUACGAUGGAAAUGAUUCAUCAUUUCUUGAGAUCGGGUGAAAAUUGGCUUCAACUCGGACAACAGAAUAUCGUCUUGAUGCAUUGCGAGCGAGGUGGGUGGCCGGUUUUAGCGUUUAUGCUGGCUUCACUAUUGAUUUAUAGGAAAAUGUUUACGGGGGAACAGAAAACAUUGGAUAUGAUAUAUAAGCAAGCGCCUCGGGAACUUUUGCAGUUGAUGUCACCGUUGAAUCCUUUACCUUCGCAGUUAAGGUAUCUUCAAUAUAUAUCAAGAAGAAAUGUUGGUUCCGAAUGGCCUCCUUUGGAUAGGGCGCUUACGUUGGAUUGCGUAAUUAUAAGACAGAUUCCUAAUAUGGAUGGAGACGGUGGUUGCCGUCCUAUAUUUAGGAUAUACGGACAGGACCCUUUUAUUCCCGCUGAUCGGACUCCAAAAGUUCUCUUCUCUACUCCAAAAAAGAGCAAACUUGUUCGGUACUUUAAACAGGCUGAUUGUGAACUUGUGAAGAUUGACAUCCAUUGUCAUGUUCAAGGCGAUGUUGUACUUGAGUGUAUUAGUUUAGAAAGUGAUUUGGAACGUGAACAAAUGAUGUUCCGUGUGAUGUUUAAUACAGCAUUCAUAAGAUCAAAUAUUUUGAUGCUCAACCGCGAUGAAAUCGACAUGUUAUGGAAUGCUAAAGAUCACUUUCCUAAAAAUUUUAGAGUAGAGGUUCUUUUCUCAGAUAUGGAUACUUCUUCGUCUUCUGAUAUUUCACUCGAUCUUCCUCCUCCUCGUACGGAGGAGAAAGAAGGUCUACCUGUUGAAGCAUUCGAUAAAGUUAAGGAAAUUUUCAGCAACGUUGAUUGGCUCGAUCCGAAGACAGAUGUAGCAAAUAUGCUCCAACAGAUCACGUCAUCGAAUAUCCUUCUAGAAAGAUUGGACAGCGGAGCUUCUUCUGGUUCACCAAACACCGUGCUAAACGAGUCAUUCUCCGGAAGAUUAAAAUUUGAUUCCAAGACACAAAAGGAAACGAGCAAUCUGAAAUCUUCCGAUCACGAGGAACUUCCGGACUCUCCAUUGCAGUCAUCUGAAGAUGCUACCAAGGAAAAAAUGCUUGAACCGAAAUUGGCAUCAAAAGAGAAAAUCAAGACUCCUGCGAGUUUAGGUCAAGCGGUCAAGCCUAUUCCUUCAUUUGAUCCGUCAAAAGAUUCAGAUUCUACUAAAAUAGAAACUAAAUCAUCAGAAUCAAAACAAUCAUCGGAAAAGAAAGGAUCGUUGGAAUCUGAGAAAAAAAAUAUUGUCUCGUUAGCAUCAAAGGAGGCGGUAUUGAAAAAAGACACCGUGUUUCCUGCAUCGGAAUCUUCUACUGUUGCAACCCCGGUGAAAAAUAUUAGACUGUCGGGAUCGAAAGAAAAGGAGGUUGAAUCAUUAGACUCAGAGGUUCGGUUGAAAAAUGAUAGCAGACCUAAGUUUGAUCCAAAGACUCAGCCAGAAGUUGAGAUAACAAGUCUGAAAUCUGCAGGUCAAGAGAAAUUUUCAGUACCGUCGUUAGAAUCAUUCGGUGAUGCUACCUUGGGAAAGAAGAAAGAACCCUUAGAUUUAAUUGAUCAGGGGAAACAACAUAUUCACUCAGUUGGACUCCCAUCAGAUUCAAAUCUUACUGAAAAGAAGAUUGAAUCGUUAAAAUCAAAGGCCCCGGUGGAUAAUCUUACUAAGCUUCCUAUGUCUACGGCUCAAGGGAAACAAUAUAUUCCGUCAGCUGCUCCAUCCUCGGAAGCGAAUUCAUUGGAACAGACGGUGGAGAAAUCGAAGUCAAAGAAAAAGGAUACCGAAUCAUUAGAAUCGAAUGAUACUAAGUUUCCUAUGUCUACGGCUCAAGGGAAACAAUCUACUUCCUUGAUUGCACCAUCCACGGAAAAAGAUUCAACGGAACAGACGGUGGAGAAAUUGAAGUCGAAGAAAAAGGACACUGAAUCAUUAGAAUCAAAGUCAUUGUUGGAAAAUGAUACCAAGUUUCCUAUCUCUAUGGCUCAAGGGAAACAACAAUCUAUUCCCUCGAUUAAACCAUCCGUUGAAGCAGAUUCAACGAAACAGACGACGGAGAAGUUAAAGUCAAAGAAAAAGGAUACUGAAUCAUUAGAAUCAAAGUCAUUGUUGGAAAAUGAUACCAAGUUUCCUACAUCUAUGGCUCAAGGGAAACAACAGUCUAUUCCCUCGAUUAAGCCAUCCGUGGAAGCAGAUUCAACGGAACAGACGAUGGAGAAGUUAAAGGCAAAGAAAAAGGAUACCACAUCAUUAGAAUCAAAAUCAUUGUUGGAAAAUGAUACCAAGUUACCGACGUCUAUGGCUCAAGGGAAACAACAAUCUAUUCCCUCGAUUGAACCAUCCGCGGAAGCAGAUUCAACGAAACAGACGAUGGAGAAGUUAAAGUCAAACAAAAAGGAUACUGAAUCAUUAGAAUCAAAGUCAUUUUUGCAAAAUGAUACCAAGAGGGAACAAUCAGUUCCUCCUGUAAUUCAAACGUCGAUGGAUUCAAGUUCAAAGAAAACAAUGAUUGAAAAAUCAGAAUCCCCAGCAUUGUCGAAAAAUGAUAUUAAGAGUCAUGUAUCGAUGGUUGAUAAGAAACAAACUAGUCCCUUCGUUGAACCCGGCGUUGAUGCAAAAUCAAUUAAAAAGAAGAUUGAUCCUCAAGAAUUGCAGGUUUCUCUUCAGCUACCUACGCAAUCUAAAAUAAUUUCUCCAAGGAUGCAUCAAGCUAUUCGACCGGCUUCAGCUUCAGCUUCUUAUGCUUCUAACCCCUUACUAGGUUCACCUGUAGCCAUCUCAAGAUAUCACAGUGCACCAUCGGCUCUCGGAAUAACAAGCGUGUUACAAGAUCAUACACUGAUGGAUAGCAAAGAAGAACCCACUCAUGCAGUGUCGAUAUCCGCUCCUUCAGAUUCAAAGGUUCCAAAAUCUGCAGAGCCUUGUUCUACAAGUAUUCCUACAACAUCAUCAUCGUCGGCAUUGCUUCCAUCUUUGCCUUUAAAGUCUUCAGUGGAUCCUCCUGCUUCUGUCGAAAAGACUAUUAAGCCACUCGUCCCUAUUCCUCCUCCUCCACCUCCGCCGCCACCUCCUCAUCAAGAACUUACUUCAAAUUUGACGCAAUCUACUAUUCCUGUCACACAAUACAGUGAAAAUUCAAUGCACGAUAAAAACCGGAUAUCAUUGGCUCCUCCUCCUUCUCCCCCUUCUUCGUCCCUCAUUGAAACAUCUCUUUCCACUGUCAAAGAUUCAUCUAAAGGUCCUCCCCCCCCACCUCCACCACCACUUCCAUCUUCAACUGUACAAACUUCAUCGUCGUCAAUACCUCCACCUCCCGUUCCUCCUCCACAAAAUACAAACAAUUCCAUUUCUAUGCCCGGCCCUCCUCCUCCACCUCCACCUCCAAGUCAAUCUGGCUCGGCACCAUUAGCGCCACCACCACCUCCUCCUCCUAUUUCUGCAUCCCAAAAUUCUAAAAGCGCUCCAAAUGUUCCACCUCCACCUCCUUCUGCCAAUGGAUUAUCAAAACCUGGCACUGCCUCAUCGCAGUCUCCAGCAGUUCCUAGACCACCGGGAAAUGCACCUCCGGCUCCUGGACCUCCUGGAAACGUGCCUCCAAUUCCUGGACCACCUUCCGGUGCAUUUGGUGCAAAGGGACGUGGAAUGUUGCGAGCUAAUGCAAAAACUCAGACUAAAAGAAGCAACCUGAAACCUUACCAUUGGUUAAAGUUAACAAGAGCCAUGCAUGGUAGCUUGUGGGCCGAGACACAGAAACUCGAUGAAGCUUGUAGGGCUCCAGAGUUUGACAUGACAGAGCUUGAGAGUCUUUUUUCAGCAGCCACUCCGAAUACUAAUAAUGAAAAAGGAGGAAAAUCAAAUCGCCGUUCAGCGCAAAAACCCGACAAAGUUCAAAUAAUUGAACUCAGACGGGCGUAUAACUGUGAGAUUAUGCUUACAAAAGUCAAAAUCCCAUUGCCUGAUUUAAUGAGUAAUGUUCUCGCAUUGGACGAUUCCGUAUUAUAUGUUGAUCAGGUUGAGAACCUUAUAAAGUUCUGUCCGACUAAAGAAGAGAUGGACCAGCUCAAGGCCUACACUGGAGAUACGGAAAACUUGGGGAAGUGUGAAAAGUUCUUUUUAGAACUAAUGAAAGUUCCAAGAGUGGAGAGCAAGCUAAGAGUUUUCUGUUUUAAGAUGCAAUUCUGCUCGCAGGUUUCAGACCUCAAAAGGGACUUGAAUAUUGUAAAUUCCGCAUCGGAACAGAUAAGAAAUUCCGUCAAAUUGAAAAGAAUCAUGCAGACCAUUCUUUCCCUCGGUAAUGCUUUGAACCAUGGAACCGCAAGAGGUGCUGCGGUUGGGUUUCGAUUAGAUAGUCUUCUUAAACUCACUGAUACACGAGCCCGAAACAACAAAAUGACCCUCAUGCAUUAUCUUUGUAAGGUGCUAGCUGAAAAGCUUCCGGAACUUUUGGAUUUCCAUAAAGACCUAGUCAGUUUGGAGGCUUCAACCAAGCUACAAUUGAAAUAUCUGGCAGAAGAAAUGCAAGCUAUUAGUAAAGGACUGGAGAAAGUAAUUCAAGAACUGUCUGCAUCGGAAAACGACGGGCCAGUGUCAGAAUGCUUCUGCCAGAUUCUGAAAGAAUUUCUUAGUCAUGCCGAAGCUGAAGUGAGGUCUUUGGCUCAGCUUUAUGCCAAUGUGGGUAGAAAUGCAGAUGCAUUGGCGCUAUAUUUCGGAGAAGACCCGGCACGUUGCCCGUUCGAACAAGUUGUAUCUACACUGCUGAACUUUGUGAGGAUGUUCAUCCGAGCACACGACGAAAAUUGCAAGCAAAUUGAAUACGAAAAGAAGAAAGCUGAUAAGGAAGCUGCAGAAAACGAGAAAUUGAAGGUAGCUGCGAGAAACGAGUCCAAACCUAUGAUGAGGACCACCAUCAAGAGUGGUGAUGUUAAAUAAUCAGACAUUUUUACAAGGCCUCAAGCUUCUGAAGAUUUUCUGUACAAUAUAGUUUUGAAGACGGUAAAGAAAUUCGUGUACUCGGCAAUAGCAAUGUAAAUGCUGAUCUAAUGGUGUGUUUUCUUUAACAUAAGAUAGAGUAGUGUUUAACUUUUAUUUUCAAUGUGAGCAUUUAGAGGCACCAAUACUGAAAUUUUCUUGGUUUAUGCUCCAUUGCUACAUGAACUGAUGAAGACAAAUGCUUUGUAAAUAUCAAGGUAUUGCUUAGAAUACAAGUUACAAAUUUUGGCGAGUCA
This is a messenger RNA of Vicia villosa (hairy vetch), 5969 nucleotides long. RefSeq names its product formin-like protein 18. The record is from RefSeq and is a predicted model, not a curated record. The transcript is spliced from 17 exons. Lineage: Eukaryota; Viridiplantae; Streptophyta; Magnoliopsida; Fabales; Fabaceae. Bases 433 to 5673 code for a protein of 1746 amino acids.